AUGUCCAUCGAAAAUGUCAAGCACGCCGAGGCGGUCGACGCAUACUCGCAAAGCAACCUCAUCUCCACCACCGAAGGCGAAGCACUGGACCAUGCCUACAGUAACAGCUCCAAGAACGGCAUUCCGGAAAUCGCGCUAUCCCCUGUGCAAGGCAAAUUCCUGAACGUACUCGCAACCAUGUCUGGAGCGAAGAAUGUCCUUGAGCUCGGUACGUUGGGAGGCUACUCGGGCAUCUGGCUGGCACGAGCGGUCAGCAAGCAUGGCGGAAAGGUCACCAGCAUUGAGAUCGACCCCAAGCGUCGAGAUGUUGCGACCGAGAACCUUGAGUAUGCAGGCGUAGGCGAUGAUGUUGAGAUUCUGCUCGGGCCCGGACUGGAAGUCUUGCCACGGAUCGCGAAGGAGAUCGAGGAUGGCAAGCGUGAGAGGUUUGAUUUCACCUUCAUCGACGCCGACUGGGAGAACCAAUACACCUAUCUCGACUGGGCCGUCAAGCUUUCCAAGAAGGGCAGUGCGAUUUAUGUGGACAAUGUGGUGCGGCAGAUGCUCGAAAGUGGGAUUGUUGGAGACGAGAAGCGGGAUCCUGAAGCCGACGACUUGGUUGCCUUGACUGGCAAGGAUGAUCGGGUGGAAGCCACGCUGAUACAGACUGUGGGAGCUAAAGAUUAUGAUGGAUUCCUGCUCGCUGUUGUUCGAUAA
Molecule: messenger RNA, 696 nt
Organism: Cyphellophora attinorum
Lineage: Eukaryota; Fungi; Ascomycota; Eurotiomycetes; Chaetothyriales; Cyphellophoraceae
Product: Caffeoyl-CoA O-methyltransferase
Exons: 1
Coding region: 1-696 (231 amino acids)
Molecular function (GO): O-methyltransferase activity; S-adenosylmethionine-dependent methyltransferase activity
Source: RefSeq, a predicted model, not a curated record